CGUUCAUACUUUUUAAUCGUCACUUGGGCUCUAAUCUCCGGGCAAGAUUAUGCUUUAAGCGAUACUCAAUGAAAUUUCUUGAUAACAGACAAUUUCACAUUAAACUCAUCCAAUUUUGUUUGAUACGCGCGUUUUUCACGGGAGUAUGAUUUUGACGCAGUUAGAGAAGGACGGAUUGCUUGUCAGUCUCUAUUAAUACGACGUCGGGAACUCAGCGCAAAUAGUUCGCUAAGAGCGCUCGGAUAGUGUUUAACACGGAGAGGAAUUAGGGGGGCGCAAAUUUCUGUUUACUCUUCACUCCAGAAGGUGCUUCAAAGUGACCUUACCGCGGGCUUUGUUGACUAACUCCCGUUCUCUUAUGCAAAAGUCCGUGGUCAUAAAAAUUAAUUUUGUUGGGGCAUCGACUUUUAAUUUCAACCUGACCCCGCCGAGCUGCGGAGAGAAAGCGAAGUACACGUGAAUCAGAACUGGUAUACAGUGGUGAAGAUAUAUAUAUAUAUAUACGUAUAUACCAUGUAACACAGCAAUUCCAGUUCUCAUUAAGCUUCCAUCAAUGGAGAAACCCCCUACAAAUGUGUGAACAACUUUGCCGGGUAUUAAAUAGCAGUGGCUGCUUCAGCACUCGGGAUAUAUGUGUUUGACUUCAGUCCUCAGUGAAGAAAAUAUUCAGUGAUUUUUAUUUUAUUUUAUUUUAUUAAAAAAAAGUGAUAAAAUAUGCGAACCAUGUCGACCCCGCGGCGAAAAAUUUCCAUGUCUUCGAAACAGAAACCUUUGCGUAUUGCCAUUCUAGGACAGAACGGGGUAGGAAAAUCAGCUCUGACUGUACGCUUCAUCACACGGCGGUUCAUAGGGGACUACGACCCAGAUCUGGAAAAAGUAUACGCCUGCUCAAGAUGUAUAGACGGAGAAUCGGUGACCCUUGAACUACUGGAUACUGCCGCUCAGGAGGAGAAGAGUCGCUUGGAGGAUCACAUAAAGUGGGCGGAGGCGUUCAUUCUGAUGUAUUCAGUGACAGAUAGGUGCAGUUUUGGUGAAGUAAGCAGACUAAAAUUCCUCAUCAAUUCCUAUAGUAAAAAACAACGCAAGAGUGUGUCAUCGCCCGACUCCGCUAUGACGUCAACGCCUGUGGUUCUUGUAGCCAAUCAAGUGGACCGCAUUCACGACCGGAUGGUGACGCAGGAAGAGGGCUUCCAACGAUCUCUGGAACUUAGCUGUUUAUCGUUCUAUGAAAUAUCCGUCAGGGAAAAUAUUGACUCCGUUUUUAAAAUAUUCGAGGACAUUUAUCUUAUGUGCCGGAAACCGCGCAAAUGUCGUCAACAGCUUUGCAAACAGUUGUCGCUACCGGCUUUUAUAAACGAAGAGAAACCGGAAGAGACGAUGGAUACGACGGCGACCUUGAACAGACGACGGAAGGCGAUAUUUACCGUCAGCUGACAUCGUUUUCACGUCUGAAAUCGAUAAAAGAGAGGGGGGAGAUAAUGUUAACAAACUGCAUUUGCUCAAAAAGCAGACAUAGGUUGAUGCUGGCCAUUGUUCAAUGAUAAAGCAACGUCUGUGAUACAUAUAUAUUCUUUAUGACAAAAUGGCGGACGUAAAGAGUAUGCUUGUAAAUGCACCUUUUUAGAUGAAUUGAAAUGCUAUCGAAUUGUUUGUAUCCAUUGACUCGUCAAUUUGUUACC
Molecule: messenger RNA, 1679 nt
Organism: Magallana angulata
Lineage: Eukaryota; Metazoa; Mollusca; Bivalvia; Ostreida; Ostreidae
Product: ras-related and estrogen-regulated growth inhibitor-like
Exons: 4
Coding region: 715-1434 (239 amino acids)
Molecular function (GO): GTPase activity; GTP binding
Source: RefSeq, a predicted model, not a curated record